Messenger RNA from Cheilinus undulatus (humphead wrasse), 5060 nucleotides. Its product is annotated as calcium-binding mitochondrial carrier protein SCaMC-2-B-like. Gene Ontology annotation, molecular function: ATP transmembrane transporter activity; calcium ion binding. Gene Ontology annotation, cellular component: mitochondrial inner membrane. Gene Ontology annotation, biological process: transmembrane transport. The coding region runs from base 514 to 2103 and encodes 529 amino acids. The record is from RefSeq and is a predicted model, not a curated record. The transcript has 10 exons. Lineage: Eukaryota; Metazoa; Chordata; Actinopteri; Labriformes; Labridae.
GGUCCGGUGACAAAUACCUUUCUCUUGUCAACGGUCGGCGAGUUAACGGCGCUUAAAUGCCGAAAGAGAAACCUUAAAAAAAUUGGCGGUCUUUUAUUCGGCGACCUUUGUUCGUGUGGUACGGUACAUUACCGCCGUUUUGAGGCUUCCGUCGGAGCUGUGGAGGUAUUUUAACGGACGGUGGAGCGGCUGACAGCUCAGGAUACACAUCCUAGCACCACGUCUCCUUUUACCGGCAUCUCGCUCUAACAUCAAUUUACCGCUGUGAAUGCUAGCUAACGGGACCGGGCCGGGGUUACAUCGCCGCUAAGUGGAUUUACCGAGAAGAAUUUGGUUGGUCUGGUGAGAACUCGAGGAGAAAGGGAGGUUUGUGCUUUAACCGGCAGCCGGCUGAAAUAGAGGGGCAUGUGACGUGGUAACGUCCGUCAGAGCUCGAGAGGUUAACGGUGGCCUCGAGCGCUCUGUGACGUCUUUUCCUACCAGGUGGACCGUCCGUAGGUAACCGGGACCCCCAUGAUGCAUCAGCAGGGCUCGUUGAUGCCUCCCCUGCUCGGUGGCGUGUUCUGCCAGUGUCGCUCCGCAGAGACCCACCCCGGCGUGGACCCGGGCGGUGGAGGCGGAGGCGGGCAUCCACCAGCCGGGGACCCCUCCUCACCUUCCCCUCCAUUUGAAGCAGCCUCCCCCGGACAGACGGAGCAUCCGUGCGACAUCUGCGGAGGACCGGAGCAGGAGCACCGGCUGAAGGUGCUGUUCCAAGUCCUGGAUGUGAACGGGGAUGGAGGGAUCUGUGUCAACGAUCUGACCAUCGGGCUGAAGAAGUUAGGAGUCCACCGGACGGAGCACGAGCUCAUGAAAAUAGUGAAAGCUGGAGACAAGGACCUGGACGGGCAGCUGGACUUUGAGGAGUUUGUUCACUAUCUCAGAGACCACGAAAAGAAACUACGGCUGGUUUUCAAGAGUCUGGACAAGAAGAAUGAUGGUCGGAUCGACUCACAGGAAAUCAUGCAGUCUCUGAGAGACCUGGGCGUGAACAUCUCUGAGGAGCAGGCAGAUAAAAUCCUCAGGAGCAUGGAUAAAAACGGCACGAUGACGAUCGACUGGAACGAGUGGAGAGAUUAUCACCUCCUGCAUCCAGCAGACAACAUUCCUGAGAUCAUCCUCCACUGGAGACACUCCACGAUUCUAGAUGUUGGAGAGAGUUUGUUGGUGCCUGAUGAGUUCACAGCAGAGGAGAAGAAAACAGGAAUGUGGUGGCGACACCUGGUGGCUGGAGGAGGAGCUGGCGCCGUGUCUCGAACCUGCACGGCUCCUCUGGACAGACUCAAAGUGCUCAUGCAGGUUCAUGCCUCCAAGAGUAACAGCAUGCGGAUCACUGGAGGGUUCAUCCAGAUGAUCAGAGAGGGCGGCGUCAGGUCGCUGUGGCGAGGAAACGGCAUCAACGUCAUCAAAAUCGCUCCAGAAUCUGCGAUUAAGUUCAUGGCUUAUGAACAGAUCAAACGAUUAAUUGGGAGUAACCAGGAGACGCUGGGCAUUGCUGAGCGGUUUGUGUCAGGCUCACUGGCAGGAGCGAUCGCUCAGAGCAGCAUCUACCCCAUGGAGGUCCUGAAGACGCGGUUAGCCCUGAGGAAGACGGGUCAGUUCUCCGGCAUCGUGGAUUGUGCCAAACAUAUCUUUAAGAAGGAAGGAGCGGCAGCUUUCUAUAAAGGCUACGUACCAAACAUGCUGGGCAUCAUCCCAUACGCCGGCAUCGACCUCGCCGUCUACGAGACCCUGAAGAACUCAUGGCUGCAGCGCUUCGCCACAGACAGCGCUGACCCCGGUGUGUUUGUGCUCUUGGCGUGUGGUACGACCUCGAGCACGUGUGGCCAGCUGGCCAGCUACCCGCUGGCCCUGGUCAGGACACGGAUGCAGGCACAAGCGACCCUUGAAAGCGGCCCACAGAUGAGCAUGACGAGUCUGUUCAAACACAUCGUCAGGACCGAGGGGCCGAUGGGACUCUACCGGGGCCUCGCUCCAAACUUCAUGAAGGUGAUUCCCUCCGUUAGCAUCAGCUACGUCGUCUACGAGCACCUGAAGAUCACGCUGGGCGUCCAGUCAAAGUGAGGAAUCAGCGCUCCAAAGGUUCAUGUGUUUGCUAAAGUGAAGGCUCACUUUGUUCAUCGGAGGAACAUGCAGCUGACAUUCAACAUAUUUCAAUCAAAAACUUCAUUUUUAAGGGUAUAGAGGAAAAUGUGAAUAAGACAAAUUUAAAACAUCAUUUGAAAGAGAGGUCUGCCAAUCCUGCAGUGCUUUUCACGCCAUUAGAGUCCUUUCAGGGAGACGGACGUUUACGAUGAAGCAGUUUACUGAUGCAUCAGGAAAUAAAACUGCUAGUUUAGGGCGCUACAGACCAGAUCAGCUGGUCUCUGUGGAGAAGAAUCUUUGUCUCAAAGGGCUUUGCUGAGGCACAUCAUGGAGCAUUUCCACACAGACUGGUGGAAACUUUGCACACUUCAUAAAGCCCCUUUGUUCAUGUUAGCUGCCCUUUCUGUUGAUCUGAUCAGGAUCGAUCGCUUAGAUCCCUGAAACAAAGAGAGACUAAAGGAGAUCAUGCCAUUUGGUAUAAGAUAGAUUCACGUGCAGCUGUAGGCUUUCCACAAUCUUUCCUAGUUCCUCGCUUUAUCAUUGCACAAAGAUUCUGGCAGCAUCCCAGGACUGAAAAAUAGAAAAACAAUCACAACUCAACCAUCAGAAAUGUUAUUGUCUAACAUUUUGCACAGAUGUGUGCAGAUUUACACUCCAGCAUCUGGUAGACCAACUUUUCUGAUAACAUGCAUGUUUCUAGAAGAAAAAAUCCUUUAAGAUGUUAUUCAAGCACUGCAGAUUAUUACAGUUCUUCUUACGCUGUUUAUUUACUGUCUGUGAUACAGUAAGGAGCAUUAAUUAUGUUUUAAAUCAGAGCGUUUAUGUUCAGUGGUGCUUCUAAACGCUUCAUUUGACAUGUGAAGGGUUUUCAAGGGUUUUCAAAAUGCACUUUCAAACAUGCAGAGCAAUCUAAAAUUAGUUCAGACUUUGCAUUUUUAUUACGCUCAUCUCUUGGCAUUUGCAGGACCAUGGGUGGUUCAUUUCCCAAACUCAACUUUCAUUUAUGUUCAGUUUUUAAUCAGAAACAGAAAAUCAAGACAAAGUCAGAAAAACACUCACCUAAAUUUUGUUCCAAAUUUUAUAAAUAUGUGAAAACCUUAAAACAGGAAGAUGCAUUUUUAUUCUGUAUUUGGGUCAAAGAAAAGACAGAAUCACCCUUUUUCACAUAUUGACCUGGUUUCUGUUGUAUUUUCACUUCCAUCAGUGGAACUUUUUGAGUUUUGCCUCCUCUUUAAUCCUGAUUUAUGUUUCUGAGUUGAAUCAUGGCUGUAACAUACUCCUGAGGUCUGCAUGGCCCUGAAACCUGCACAGGGAGCCGGUGUGAACCUCCUCAAAAAUAUUAAUACACGUCAAAACACCACAGGUGUGAGAUAAACGGCUGCAGACAGCGCUAAAACCAGUCGAAUCUACCCAGAAAUAUCAGACGUGCAUUUUCUCUGCCUUGGCCGUAUUUUUCAUCUCUUUUUUAGCAACAAUAACUGCACUAUAAUCAGCUGAUGAUCAAUAUUCAUCAGCUGCAACUCCAGCAGAGUACGCUCGCUUUCAGUCACCAUGGUUUCCACUAACAUGCAGGAAUGUGACAGCAGGACCAGGAACUGGCGUAAGAAUUCCUCUCCUGGACAGCAGUGCAGACGCACCAGUGCUCACAUCUGUGCUCCGGUCUCUUCUGGUCUAGACUCGACUCAGACGCAUAAAUCAGACUUUAACGUGCACAGAAGCUGCAGAGUCUCCUUUGUGUGACCCCAGCGUUGGUCCUCAGUUCAUCAGUUCUUACUUUAAGACCGCUUCUCUUUCGCUGGUUUGGCAUGAUUAGAAAAAAAAACACUGUUGGUCAGAUGUCUGCUGAAUGUUGUCAGCUGAAUAUAUUUUCUAUUCGAUGUUAAAAACACUCGCUAAGGUGGGGAAGGCCAAUCAGAGGCAGCUCCCUCCUCCUCCUCCUCCUUGUGUCAAAUGUCAAACAGUCCCAGAUUCCCCCAGAGUGCCUUCGGUGCUGAGCCCGUGGUGUUAAAAACGCAGCUGAACACUAAGAGUCUGUGGGACGUUGAAUGCACUUUAAGGUACUCCGCUUUAACUCCUUUUUUAUUUAUUGUUGUAUUUAUUUAUUUAUUUAUACUAAAAAAGGAUUAAAGACUGACUUAGAAGAAGAAGUUUAGACGGCUUUUUGAGUUCAUGUUGGCGGUCUCUGUUGGCCUGAGGGUUUGUGUUUGAUGUGUUUUAAAGAGUUAAAAAUGUGGAGCUCCAGCGUGUUCAGUACUAAAUAAACAUAUUUAAAGGAUUCAGGAAUAAAACCUAGAUUAAAUAAAGGGCUGUCAGCUUUACUACAUUAACUACAUUAGGGGUGUUUUGAACGCAUCUACUUUCACUUUAUUCUGCUCUCUCACAUAAAUGCUCUGUCUGGUACAGUAGAUGGUGGAAUACACUCAGAAUAUAUUCUAUAACAGAAUAUAGGCUUCUCUUCGCUCCUGUUUAUUCUAAUUCAAUGUUUGAAUGCAGCUAAAGGCCUUAAAUGUCCAGUAUGUGAAGUUUUCUCCCGUUAAAUCGGAACUUGCUGCUGCCAAACACUCAACCUAAGGAGAAUUUCUACCUGAUUUUAUUUUAUUUUAGUUGGUUUUAUGAGCUCAGAAUACAGUUUUUAAAGCCUUAUUUUUAUUCAGUUUGAGUUAAUUUAAAUGAUUUUUACAUUUUAGUUUUAGUGAUUUAGUUAGCUUUGGUUAACUUUGUUAACUUUGACACAGAUAACGCAGUGAUGGAAAACUAGAGAUGCACGAUAAUUAUUAGUACGGAGAAAUGAACGGCCUGUAUUACAAAUAUCAGACAUAUUUUUAUUAUUCUAACUAGAAGAGCACACACAGAGUGCAGACCUCCACCAUUAGCCCUAUCUCCCAAUAGUCCAGAAUCCUCUAAAAAAUUCCUGGAUCCAGACGGUGAUCCGGAUC